This is a messenger RNA of Symbiodinium pilosum, 2655 nucleotides long. NCBI's taxonomy places the organism in Eukaryota, Dinophyceae, Suessiales, Symbiodiniaceae. The record is from the annotation of a GenBank genome assembly.
AUGCCAGUUUACCACUCGAGGCACAAUGGAAGCAACGCCGCGAGCGUUUGCGGAUGCUCCUUGGUGCCGCUGAAGACAAACAGAUACAGAGGACCUGCCCCAACUCCUGCCUCACUAGGGCUGGAUGAUGAGUUUGUCGACUUGGUGGACGAGGCAUUGAGGAGCUUUCGCUGGAACAUUCUGUUCAAGAAUUUUGAGGUCUUAGGCGAUGCCGACCGAGUUUUGGUCUAUCUGACCUUGUGGAUUCAAAAAUGCUUGUCAGUGGCGUCCCAGGCCGGUAGCCCCGAAGAUGCGGCACGCCAGCUCGAGGCGGAAGAAGAUCAAGUCGGCAAGAUGUGCCAGCUGCACUGCGGUUUAUACUUGGCAGCUGGUUCAAAGCCGGGUCGCCGCAAGACUGCCAAACGGCAAAGGCGCCCGAACUCCUGCUGCUUUGCCUUUCGAGCCCGCGAAGCGGGCACAAAGGGCGUACCUGAAGCAGCUCCGGCAGGUGGCUUGUUGUCCUUUGUGCGCAUUGUGCAGGCUGUGCAGCGUGUGGACUUCUCCUGUUGCCUGAACAGGGGACCAGGAUGGCUGGACAACCGGUCUGGACCCAAGGGACCAUGCGGCUUGACCUUGGUCACCAGCAUCCUAGUUCAGGGGCAGUGGUGCGAAGCCCCGUGCAAGGUCGUAAAUCCGCUGAGCCAGCAACUUGGGACAGACGAGGAGAGCUCAGUCCUUCAUCGUCCACCGCUGCUAGAUUGCAUUUGGGCACAUGGGUUGGUCUCUGGCCACCUGGCCUCGGAUUUCGACGAACAGCUCUUCAAACCGGAGCUCUAUGAGUUGGAGUCGGAGAAUGAUGCUCAGGCCCAGCAACUUCUUCCCUAUCCCACGUGGUCGCCAGAAGCGCACAGGGAGGAUAUGAGGCUGCCUGGCCCUCUGGGCUUCAUCCAGUCCGACUGGUUUCUGGUGAUGUCCGGGCUGGUAGUCGCUUUCAAUAUCAUGUGCUUAUACAUCCAGGUGGCAUGUGACGUGACGGAUGAGGAUGCCAAGGUGCUCGAGAACGUCAACGACACCUGCCUAAUAUUGUACACUAUUGAGGUCAUUCUUAGACUGUUCCAUUUUCGAAUGCGAUUCUGCGCCCAUGCUGUUGAUGGCAUGUGGAAUCUGUUUGAUUUCGUGAUAGUUUGCGCCGGAAUAUUUGACCGAUGGAUAUUUCCAUCAUUGAAUGCCGCCCAUCUUGGAGUCAAGUCGCAGGCAUCCAGCUUCUGGUUGCCGCUUCUGCGUGGUGUUCGUGUUCUUAGGUUCAUCCGAGUUGUGAAGCUGGUCGGGGUUCUUUUUCGGUCGGAUUUGAGGUGGACCGAGAGCGUUGUCUUCGCAUCUGUGGUCUCUGCUGUCAUUAUCACCAGUGUGAUCCUGAUGGGUUUAGAAACGGACAUCCAGUCGCCCUUGUGGGAGCCCAUCAACGACUUGGUUUUGUUGUUCUUCCUUUUUGAACUGGCCGUCAACAUCCGCAAGCAGGGAUGGCUGGGCUUCUUCACCUCUGAGGACCACAUAUGGAAUUGGCUCGACAUGAUCAUAGUGGUCUUGGGCGCGCUUGACCAAUGGGUCAUCAGGAUCUUUUUUGCGGCUGUCUAUGGCCGUGAUCAAAGUCAUGAGCUGGGCAGCUCGCUCAUGCUCUUUCGCCUUCUUCGCAUGCUGAGGAUCUUGCGGGUCCUGAGACUUGUGAAGGCAGUGCAUCCGCUUUACUUGCUCGCGCUGGGCAUUGCGGAGGCUGUCCAGAGCAUGUUUUGGGUGCUUUUGCUCACAAUGGUGGCGCUCUAUGCGUCGGCAAUCGUGAUCACGCGCGUGGUCCGAGAAACCCAUGAAAUAGAGGACGUCCCUGCAGCCGCCAAAGCAAAUUUCCAAAACGUACCUGACUCCAUGUUCACGCUCUUCGUCCUCAUGAACGGUGAGGAGUGGCCUGACGUGAUGCCCUUACUGGAUGCGUGUCCAAGUCUGAAAUUCAUGUUCGUCUUGUUCAUCAUCAUAUCCACGUGGGCUUUGUUGUCAGUGAUGACUGGGGUUGUCAGUGACAACAUGAUUUACGCCAGGGAGGCUCAAUCUCAGAAGGACGAAACCCUACAGGGUGAACGAAGAUCCAAGGUACAAAAAGCCCUUAAUGAUGUGUUCUUUGCUUCACGCGGCCUCUCCACCGACAAGAGGCUGGCGGCGAGAGACUGGCAGGACGUUCUAAAGGUUCCUUUUUAUGCCAAGAAGAUCAUGGAUGUGGUGCCCUCGGUACCGAAGAAGGAUCUGAUUGACAUGUUCGACUGGUUGGAAGCAGAUGAGUCGGACUCCAAAGUCACCUUCCAGGAGGUGCUCCGUGGAGUCAUGACCCUGGCCGAGCCGCCGAGCGGCAAGACUUUGCUUCAGGUUGACUCAGAGGUGAAACAACGCUUCUCUCGGCUACAGCAGCAGGGCGCCAACUUGGAGGACUGCAUUGAAGAGCUUGACGAGAAGGUCAGGGCAUCUUUUGUGACCAUGCAGGCCAUGAUGGAUGAGCUGUAUGAGCUCUCAGGGGCACCGUACUUGGCGCCUUCUGCCCUCACCCCUGACGGAACUUACCAGAAAACUUCGCCGGAUGACCCUCAACACGACCCUCUCAGUGGCUCGCAAACUCCGUCUGAGAUGACGUGA